Molecule: messenger RNA, 945 nt
Organism: Linum trigynum
Lineage: Eukaryota; Viridiplantae; Streptophyta; Magnoliopsida; Malpighiales; Linaceae
Source: the annotation of a GenBank genome assembly
AUGGUUUUCGCAGUGACUUUCACUGGUACCCUGUUCUUCGAACCCAUUCCCUCCAAUUAUCAUCGCCACAUUCAAAGCUUUGCUUCGCGCCCUUUUCUGCCCUCUUAUCAUGUGCCCUUUCCUGAGCUUGUGGAAUUGGGUCUUGAUGUGCAAGGGUUUAUUCGAAAUUUAGGAUGGGAAUUUCUCCUGGACCAGCCUUUUUCCUCUCUCGUCUGCCCUGACCUGGCCCGAUACUUCUUUUCAAAUUUUCGCUCCCCCGGGCUGGCCUCCCGCACCUUUUCAUCCAUAGUGUUCGGCCAUCUCUUCACUCUCCACCUUGAUGACCUAUCCGAUACUCUUCAUAUUCCUAGGGUUGGAGAGGCCCUUGCUGAUGCCUCUGAGCUAGAGCUGUUUGCCUUUCACUAUGCUGAUGAAUUUCAUCAGCUCACUGGUGUGCUGCCUGGUGAUGGUCUGCUCAUGCCUGUUACGUCGCUUCUGCCUUCACUUCGGUUGCUGCACUAUUGCAUCACUCGGGUCUUCGUUCCUCGUGCUGACUCCUUGGACCUGGUCCUCCCACUCGAUCUGUGGAUUAUCUCCCAUGCGGUUCAUGGUGUGCCACUGGACUAUGCUCACCUGGUCUUUGGCAACCUUCUCCGCUUCAGUAAUGCGUCUCUCGAUGGUCCCCUUGCUUUCGGUCCUCUUGUCACUUCCUUGCUCCUUGAACUGCAUCUUCCUCUUUCUCCGUUCCUCACUAUGACUCCUUCUUUGUAUCCCCCCGCUUAUCACGUUCUGGAUGUUCUGGAGAUUGCCGUUGAAGGGGAGAAUAAUGAUAAUGAUAUUGUCUGGGUGAGUAGCGGCAGCAGCAGCAGUGGAAGCUCUGACGAUGGACCUGGGCUGGAACCCUUUGUUGAAGCUCUCCAGGCUCUUCUUGAAUAUGGUUCUGAUGAUGCCAGUGACGGUGCUUAA